Molecule: messenger RNA, 513 nt
Organism: Hydatigera taeniaeformis
Lineage: Eukaryota; Metazoa; Platyhelminthes; Cestoda; Cyclophyllidea; Taeniidae
Source: the annotation of a GenBank genome assembly
AUGUUUGCUAGACAGCGCACAAACUGCCCUUCUAACUCCUCGAUGGACAUUCGACUUUCCAAAACGCGAUUGGAAGUGUCUGUCAACAUGGGCAAUUUUGACGUCCUCACUGUCUCACCAGCGCGUACUCACUUGAAUGACGGAGCUUGGCAUCAUGUGCGCGUCCAUCGAUCUCUCACUGCAAUUCUCGCCGAAGUGGACGAAGGAGGUGGCCCCGGUCUCUCUGCCUUUUUGCCUCUCGAUCCCACUUCCAAUUUUCUCAAGUUCUCUAUUGGAACAAAGAUUCUAAUAGGUGCAAGACGCGAUUUCCUACCUGACAGUCCGCCAUUGGCCAGUAAUGAAGUGCGUCCCUCUGGCUCCAGCAUUGGUGAUACUUGUUUCCGUGAUCUCCGUUUGAACAGUGCCUGGUACCCUCUUAAUCAGGCUGAAAUUAAGGCUGCUGGUACUGAGGGCUACGUGAGUAGUAUAAAUGGUUUCGGUGACAACCAUGAUGCCUGCUCUGGUCUUACUCCU